UAUUAUUAUUAUUAUUAUUAUUAUUUUAUUUUAUUUUAGUUUUUAAGUAGAAGAUGCUGCAGUGGAGAAGAAGAAGGAAAAGUAUGACAAGGAAAUGAGAGGAAUCAUAUCAUAUCACACACACACAUAAACACAUGUAUACUACUCUUGGGGUCUUCUUUCUCUCACUUUCUCUGUGUCUCUCUGUGUGUCUCUCUCUCUACAUCUAUUGUUGCCAUCUAGCAAGGAAGGUGGUGGAGUAGGAGAAGAUAGAGGUUUGUAAGAAGCGGUGGUGGUGGUGGAGCUCAACAAGAUAGAUAAAGCAAGAAACAAGAACACGCUUCCUACUUGUGUCGUUUGUUUUUGGAAACAAAGAACAUGGCUGCAGCUUCCUCCUCAGCUUCAACCUUCUUUACAACAAGAGAUGAUGUAUUAGAUCACCAUAAUAUUCAGGUCAAGCAACAACAACAACAACAACAACAACAACAUCAUCAUCAUCAUCAUCAACAACCACCACCACAACAACAGUCUUCUCCGUUACCUAUACCGUCUUCCUCCGUCACCGCCGUUCCUCCACCGAAGAAGAGAAGAAACCUCCCGGGAAAUCCAACUCCGGAUGCGGAGGUGAUUGCACUAUCGCCUAAGACUCUCAUGGCGACAAAUCGGUUCAUCUGUGAAGUAUGCAACAAGGGCUUCCAAAGAGAGCAAAACCUCCAGCUGCACAGAAGAGGGCAUAACUUGCCAUGGAAGUUGAGACAGAAGAACCCCAAAGAGGUCCGUCGCAAAGUGUACCUCUGCCCGGAGCCAACCUGUGUCCACCAUGACCCUUCUCGGGCACUCGGAGAUCUCACCGGUAUCAAGAAACACUUUUGUAGAAAACAUGGUGAGAAGAAAUGGAAAUGUGAGAAAUGUUCAAAACGCUAUGCAGUUCAGUCAGACUGGAAGGCACAUUCCAAGACUUGUGGCACUCGUGAGUAUCGGUGUGAUUGUGGCACUCUAUUCUCCAGGAGGGAUAGCUUCAUCACUCACAGAGCCUUCUGUGAUGCAUUAGCUCAAGAGAGUGGAAGGCUUCCAACAAGCCUCAGCACCAUUGGUGGACACUUAUAUGGGAAUAGUAGCAUGGCAUUGGGCUUAUCUCAAAUGAAUUCUCAAUUAUCUUCUAUUCAAGAACAAGGACAUACUUCUUCCGAUGUCCUUCGGCUUGGUCGAGGUGGUGGAGGAUCACAAUUCGAUCACCUUAUUGCACCGUCUAGCGGGCAUUCCACUUUCGGUGCAUCUAAUCCACCUCUUUCCUCCACCUUCUUCCUAGGUGGUGGUGCUGGUUCCAAUCAAGGAUACAAUGAAGAAGGAUUAGUACUCCAGAGUAAGCCCUUUCAUGGCUUAAUGCAACUCCCUGACCUUCAACCAAACAACAAUAGCUCAACUUCCACCGGUCCCGGUGCUGCCAAUCUAUUCAACUUGAGCUUUUUCCCUAAUAGCAAUAGCUCAAGUAACAUAAACAGUAGCAACAACAAUAAUGUUGGUAGUUUGCUCAUGUCCAAUCAGUUCAGCAAUGGCAAUGGAGAUGGGGAAACAGGAUCACACUUCACUGGAAACCUAAUGAGUGGUCAUCACAUAGGCAUGUCCUCAAUGUUCCACACAAUGCAGAAUGAGUCCAUGAUUCCACAGAUGUCGGCAACUGCGUUGCUCCAAAAGGCAGCGCAGAUGGGCUCGUCAUCGAGUGGUGGAACAAUGCUUCGAGGAAUAGGAAUUGGUGGUGGUGGUGGUGGUGGUGGAGGAGGAGGAGAUAACUUGAGAACUCAAAUAGAUAGUGAAACUCACUUUCAUGAUCUAAUGAACACCCUAAACAAUGGAAGUAAUGGCAUGUUUGGUGUCUCUGGUGGGUUAAGUACAUUCGGAGGGAAUUGCACCGGUAAUGCUGAUCAAGAACAAGUCACUGGUUUUGGAGGAAUUAGCAGUGCAGGAUUGUGCAACAUUGGACAAUCAGAUGGAGUACUCACAAGGGAUUUUCUUGGUGUUGGUAGCAUGGUUAGAAGCAUGGCAAGUGGUAUCAAUCAAAGAGAACAGCAUGCCGGCUUCGAUAUCGGAUCGUUGGAACCAGAAGUAAAGCCGGCAUCGUCAUCUCGGUCGUUCGCUAGCUAGUAGAGAAAAUGUAGCAUAACAAGGAAGAAGGAAAGAUGAGAAAGGUGUGUAGCUCAACUUGAUGGAGAAGAAGAAGAAGAAGAAGAAGAAGAAGAAGAAGGACGACCUUGUUGUGUGUUGCUUUUUUGUUUAUGUUCUUGUUGUUGAUUACUGUAGUGGUUGUUACUGUUAUCUAAAAUGUUGUACGUUUAGAUAGUUCCUGUUUUAUUCUUUCUAGUUUCUUUUCACCUCUCCUUCUAGCUAGUUAUCAUGGCUAGCAAAGGAGCACCUUCAAAUAAGAAAGACUCAAUCCAGACAAAUUAAUUAAGUCUUCUUUUUUUUUGCA
Messenger RNA from Dioscorea cayenensis subsp. rotundata (Guinea yam), 2446 nucleotides. RefSeq names its product protein indeterminate-domain 5, chloroplastic-like. Lineage: Eukaryota; Viridiplantae; Streptophyta; Magnoliopsida; Dioscoreales; Dioscoreaceae. The record is from RefSeq and is a predicted model, not a curated record. The transcript is spliced from 4 exons. Gene Ontology annotation, cellular component: nucleus. Bases 358 to 2121 code for a protein of 587 amino acids. Gene Ontology annotation, molecular function: DNA-binding transcription factor activity.